AGGGCAGGCCUGCGCAGGCAAAUGCUGCUGCACAACACCAGGAAGAAGGGAUCACAUACAACUUUGACCACGUGAGCUACGUCAAGUUUUGACACACUGAAAGUAGAUGGCACUCCUGGGGACGCUCUGUCGGAACACACACCAGGUGUGAGCAGAAGUGCUGUCGCUCAUUCUCGCUACCUUGAAACUGGCUGAAAGUCUGGUAGCUGCAUGGAAAUGGAGUGUCAGUGUGAAAAGGACAACUACGAGGACUCGGGCUGGUGGCUGAGCAGCAACAGCGUCCAGAUGGGAGCGUUUUCUGUGGUGGGGUAUCUCCUCUACAGAUUCUCACAGAGUCAGUCACUCAGCGGCAGGAAAACUCUCAUGGAUUUGUAAAGAUAGAAAGAUCCCGUGACGUAUUAGUCAUACUGUUUCUCUUAUUGAUUGACCUGUCCUCCACAGAGAUACGCUCCCGGCUCUGAUCCGAUGGCCGAUUCGUUUCCUCUGCUCUAUAACUGGUCUGUCAGCUCUAUGGAGCUGGGUGAGCCGCCUCGUGGGAACACUGCGUGGUACAAAGCAAGAAAAAAAACAAACAAAACAUAUAUAUCACCCGUGAAGCUGAAAAGACACACUUUAUGCUGACCUCUCUGUUUUAUGUUUCGUGUCUCAGGAAUCCAGAGCCUGUUUAAAUGGCUGUCUCGAGUGUGGCGGUUUAUCGAAGCAUUUCUCUCCAAGGUCAAAGCCAUCACAGGCUCAUCCAGAGAUGGAGCACUGGAGUCAAAGACCAAUCCAACCAGCAUACUGAACCUGUCCGGUGACCCCUCCGACAGCAGCAGUCCCAGCAAACCAGGCCUGAGGCUGCUCCUCCUUGGGCCCACCGGUGGAGGACGGACCUCCCUGGCAGACACUUUGUUGGGCAACACAGAGACAAGGGCACCCGUGGGUCCUCUGAUGGAAAGCACCAAGCGAAGGGCAGUAGUGGACGGCAGAGAGGUUACAGUGAUCGACACCCCGGAUCUCGUGGGGCUCUCACUGGGAAACAACAAGAGAGCCAGGGAAGCUUUACGGGGCCUUCAGCUUGUCAGUCCUGGACCACAUGCCUUUCUGGUGGUGAUCCGGGCUCCGGGCUCCAGCAUGGGGAUCGACCAGGAUGCUACCCAGGCAAUCCGAGCCACCGUGGAACUGUUCGGAGAAGGGGUCACGGGGUACAUCAUCCCAGUGCUCACCCAUGCAGACCGCCUGGGUCGAAGGGGGACUGUAGACCGGCUGCUGGAUGUGGACACAGGGGAUCUGAGAAGGGCUGUGUCUCUGUGCGGCCAGAGGCCUGAGCUGGUGGACAACAGGCCAGAUUGCCCCCCAGAGGCACAAAGUGCAGUGCGUAGGCAGCUGGCCGGGCGGGUGACGGAGACGAAGGAACUGAGGGGGCAUUUCGUCCACGAGCUCCAGAGGAGGGAGGACGGCGUGAGAGAGGAGCUGCUAACUGACAUGGCCUCUGCACUGGCUAGAAAACUGGGACACAUGUGAAUAUGAGACGGAGGGAGAAUGAGUUAAUGUUGUGUUAAUGGUGUGUUUCUGUGGCUGGGGCAGUGAAAAAAUAAGGAGGCAGGAUUCAUUCAUGUGUUAAACAUGCAAUUUUGACUUUAAGUGCAAGGAUGAAUCUCUGCCAGAUGUAUUUUUGUCAGUCUGCUGGUUUACCACUGUCCAAAUGAAUUUACUACUGGUGGUGGCCUUUUGGUUUUCAAUGUGCUGCAGAUGCUUUUGGUUAGAUAUCAUGGUCACACUAACUUAAUUUUCCUAUUUUGAUGUUUUGUAAUUCUUCAGUGUCUGUAUAUUCUUUUGUAUGGGACUGUGCCUCAUGUUUUCAUACUGUGCUCCAGUGCUUAGCCCUCCUCUGUCUUCUAUAAUUUAUCAGAGAUAUCAAACUUUAAAGAUGAUCAGGGAAAAUAAACCAAAGUCACAUUGCGA
Molecule: messenger RNA, 1944 nt
Organism: Seriola aureovittata
Lineage: Eukaryota; Metazoa; Chordata; Actinopteri; Carangiformes; Carangidae
Product: GTPase IMAP family member 4-like
Exons: 7
Coding region: 634-1503 (289 amino acids)
Molecular function (GO): GTP binding
Source: RefSeq, a predicted model, not a curated record